Chiloscyllium plagiosum (whitespotted bambooshark) is the source of this 1346-nucleotide messenger RNA. The record is from RefSeq and is a predicted model, not a curated record. Lineage: Eukaryota; Metazoa; Chordata; Chondrichthyes; Orectolobiformes; Hemiscylliidae.
GACACGCUGGGGAUCUGCCCAGUUACAGAUUCGAGCAGAUCUCCGAACUGCAUGAGUCCCUGAAUAAGUUAUAUCUCAGCCAGAAACACUGCCAGGUGAAGAUCCUUGUGCUAACAGCGAGGAGGGGACCUGUUAAACUCCACCUGUGUGCACACAGAUUAAUCCUGUCCCUCAGCACAGAUGGAAAUCUCAUCAGUGAGAACAAAACCAGUGGAAUCCAAAUCCUGGUGCAAGAAGACUGUCUGCCAUAUGUUGAAGACUUCAUCAGGUAUUUUUACACCAAGAAAAUUGACAUCAAUCUGUCGUCAAUCAAGUGCCUCCACAACAUGGCGUCCAAUUACGGUGUGACUGCGAUUCGUGAUUACUGCGACAAACUGUUCUACAAACUGCUGCCCCAGGACCCUUCCUUCAAACACCAGCUGGAGCUGUAUAACUACGCUGAGACAGUGAGGGACUCUCUGCUGAAAGAGAUUUGUAUGGAGUAUUUUGCUUGGAAUUGUGAAACAUUUAUCAGGUCCCCCAGCUGGUAUGAGGUGACCGGAGAUCAACUGAACACUCUCCUACUCAGGUCAGACAUUGUCAUCUGGAAUGAGCUGAGUUUGUUUAAAGCUGUUGAAACCUGGAUCAUUCACAAGAAGAAAACGGAACUGACGCACGAGCUGAUGGAUAAGAUCCGCUUUCACAUGAUCCCACCGGAAGACCUGUCCCAGAUUCAGCUCCAGUCUAAAUUGUACGAGGAACAUGAUGGCUUCUUUCUCAAGAGAUUUCUGAAAGCUUUUGAGUUUCAUUCAGUAUCAGUUGAGCAGCUUAACAAAGAAAGGCAUUUCUCUGACCUCAGCUUAGAGCCCAGAAUUUAUAUAUCCUCCGGGUGGAGCGCUGCAUUAGACAUUGACCCAAUUAGCAGCAUGCGCUCCUCAUCCUCCAUGUACUAUAACGGUUAUCAGUAUGUCCACCAGGUCAGCUUCACUCAGCCAUCCUCUCCAACCAUGACUUUUCAAACCCCCAGCUUCACAAGUGCCUUCUACCAUUCGGACACUGUGUUAUGGACAGCUCACUACCACACAAGUUCACAAAGCUGUAAAAGCAGUAAGGUGCGCUGUCCCUACAACAUCUAUCCCAUUGCAACCUUAAAUGUCAAGCAUCAGAACAAAGAGAGCCCUGUUCACUAUCAGAACAAAGUACUUCUUCUUUGUAACAACAAUUAUGUAUCAUAUGUACAUGACGUCAAGCAGGGCAAUGCUAUUCUCCCCUCCUUCAAAGGCCAGGGCCUCUUUUUCUUUGGCUGUGAAUCUGGUUAUUUCUCUACACUCAAGUUUGUUAUCCGGCCAAUGUACAGGUGAAACAAG